Metarhizium robertsii ARSEF 23 is the source of this 3156-nucleotide messenger RNA. RefSeq lists its product as uncharacterized. Bases 1 to 3156 code for a protein of 1051 amino acids. The transcript has 2 exons. The record is from RefSeq and is a predicted model, not a curated record. Lineage: Eukaryota; Fungi; Ascomycota; Sordariomycetes; Hypocreales; Clavicipitaceae.
AUGGAUUCCUUCGCCAAAGCAUUCCAGAAGGGCCUGGCCAAGACAGUCGCCGCCGGCCAGCAGCAGUUGCAGCAACGACUGUCCAAGCACGACCAGCAGAACACGAGUGUGAAUACGUACGGGACGGGUCCUCAGGCCCAGGCGCAGUAUGCGUACGGCAACCAAGGCUCACAUCAGGCGCCGCCCGCGGCCCAGCAGACGUACUUCCCGCCGCCGCCGGGAACACGCCCAUCUCAAUACCAGCCUUAUGCUCAGCAGAAUAGCUCGUCGUACGGGCAGUAUACGCCGACAUCUGUGAAUAGUCCGCCUCUGGCGGCUGCACAAUCGUAUGGUAGUCACACGGGCACACCUGCUUCUCAGGCCGGAUAUCAUGGAUACGGUCAUCAGCCUCCGCCGUUGCCGCCCCGGACUAGCCAGCAACCACUGGUGAAUGGCUCGUCGGGUCAUGAAAAGACUGCGUCUUACAGGCUCCAGGAUACUAAUGCUGGCGGGUAUUUUUCUGCGGCGGCUACGCAGCACGCUUAUGGCACGCCGGACGGGCAAACCGCUCAUGGUAAUCCCGUGCCGGCAGUCUCUUCCGCGACAGGUUAUCCCCCGCCGCCGGCGCCUCGAGUGAAUCAACAGCCGGGAAAUACUUAUUACCCGUAUGCAGAUUAUGGCAAGGAUACGGUUUGUAGACCCCCCCAGCAUUCUGUCAAUGUAAACCAGGGACAAGCUUGUGCCAUACCCGCCGAACCGGUCAAGAAUCCGAGCCAGCAUGGCAGUACUUAUGCCGUGUCUUCGCCUGGGAUUCAGCAGCAGCGGAAUGAGACUGUGUCCCAUUCAGCGGCGAAUGCUGAUACUUGGGCAAACACGCAAACUCGGCCAGUGGCUGCAAAUACACCGUCUCUCCAGCAGUAUCAACCCGGGGCUGAAACAGCUUCGACCGCUCCGGUUCUGCAAACGCAUCAGAACGCAUAUAGGACAUCAGAAAACACGUACUCGUAUAAUGCGCCAACGACAACAUUUGUCAACCCAUACACUACGCUGGAGAACAAACAGGGCUCUCUCACGGCGUCAAACACGGCCCCAGAUCAGCAAUAUCGGCCUGUCCUGGCUCAGGAGCCAAGCCUUCCUGUCAACAACACGAGCUACGAAUACACAAAUACAGGUUAUGCUCAAGCCUACCAGCCACCGCUUGAGGCCAAACAGAGCCCACCAGCAGCAUCUAACCCCAGCCCUCCGAUACAAGGCCCGGACCGGGGCGGCACGGCUCAACAUGACCGACCUCAGAAUGAUGCGGCAUCUAUAGCUCAACAGAUGAACAGUCUCAGCAUACACGGCAACCAGGCCGCCUCGCCAGACGAUACCCGCGGUCCAUUGCAAAACCCUAAACCUAAACCCCCGCCAGUGGUAGCCAGCGGCUCACCAAGGGACAUAGUCCGGUAUUGCCCUGAAGACCGUGUCGUCGAGUACUCCCUCUACUGGUACCAACUUCCCGAGAUACCAGGAUUCCUCAUCUGCACCAAAUGCCACGAGGAUCACAUCCGCGGCACGCCGCUAGCAGGACAGUUCAAGCGAAUCCUUGCUGAGGAAGGAUCCUCCUCUACCUGUCGAUUCUGGUACCCGCGCGUCAAAGACCACCUGUGGAAACAAGCCCUCCAGCGCAACGACCUACACGGCCUGCGGACCUACGCGACCCAUCGCCUCACGAUCCCCAACUGCAAGGGCAAAGAAGCGACGACUGGAAAAGAAGGCGUCAAGUACUACGGGAUGCAGAACAACGAGAUCAAAGGGUUCAUCACCUGCGAAGCAUGCUACGAGGACAAGAUCGCCGGCACCGCAUUCGCAUCCAGCUUCACGCCGCGCGACGGCCAAGGCGCCGAGGACAAAUGGAUCUGCGACACAAACUCAGCGUACGUGAAUCGCGCUCUUGCGCGCUUCGCCGAGGGCAACGACUGGGCCGGCUUCGUCGAGGGGGCCACGCGCCGGCUCCAGCUGCCCGUUUGCGAGGGCGCCUCCAAGGCCGCCAGCGAAGGGCCCUGGUACGUCUUCCGCCGGAAGCUGGACAACUUCCACGCCUGCGCGACGUGCUUCAUGGACAAGCUGGCGCUGACGGCGUUUGAGGGCGCCUUCGACGCCGUGAACCAAAACGUCGGGUUCGACGCGUGGAUGGAGAUGCUGGGGCAGCGCUGGACGUGCGACCUGACCAACAACUCUCUGCCCGUGCUUGUCGCUCUCGAGGCGGCCCUCUGCGACGACGACCUUGACGGGUUCUGGGAGACUGCGCGGACUGUUAGCAAGCUGGUGCCGUGUACGGCCAAGGGCAUCGUACGCGGCAACUGGUGGACGUUGGGCGGGGGGUGUGACGACUUCGACAUUUGCGAGGCGUGCUACGUCGGUGUUUUCAAGGCCAAGGGGCUCGGGGGGUUCCUGGAGCCGGCGGCCCGGGACCCCGAGGCGACGCUCGUGUGUAACUUUUGCCCGGCGAGCCCGCGGUUCCGCCAGUUUGCCAGCAAGUACCUCGAGGCGCUGGACCGCGGCGUCUUCAGCUACUACGCCGACUGCGUGCGCAAGUUCGCCGCCGUGGCCCUGUGCCCGGGCAUACACCACCGCGAGAAGGCCAAGUGGUGGGGGUACCCGGAGGCCCUGUUCUGCGAGGACUGCUACGUCGGCUUCGUCGCCGACACGCCGCUGGCCGCGCGCCUCCCCGUCAGGGGGGAGCUCGACCAGCGCGCGCAGAUAUGCCAGGUCUGGUCGCCGCGCAUGCGAGGCAUGUGGACGGAGGCGUGCGCCGCGGGGGAGCCCGGGUCCGGCGCGUCCGACGAGCGGGUCGCCGCGUUCAGGGCGUUUGGCGACAAGCGGCUGCAGGUGUACUUGCAGACGGUGCCGAGGAUCAAGUUCCUCCGGGACAUGAAGGAGAUGAGGAUGAUGAACGCCAUGCACCAGGGCCAGCUGAGCCUCAUGUACUCCGGGAUGAACAGCAUGGCGGUGCUCUCGGGCACCACGGACGGCAACCUGCACGGGAACAGCUCGCUGGGGUGGUAUGAGACGGAGAAUGGGGCCACGGGCGCGCAAAUGUUCAACAACAUGCAGUCUGGGUUUGCGAAUGCCAACAGGACGGAUGAGUGGACGGAGAUAAUGAGGCUGCAGGCCUUGUGGUGUGAGGUGGAAUGA